AUGGCAGUUGCUGCUGGGAGCUAUAGAGGUUUCCAAUACGGAGUUAACAAUAGUGUGGAUAUUUUACAUUACGCAGAUGACACGAUCAUUCUAGGAGACGAUAAGCUUCAAAACUUGUGGAGUUUGAAGGCGGUCCUCCGGUGCUUCGAGCUUAUGUCAGGCCUCGAGGUUAUGCAAGCAACGGCGUCGUUUCUUACUUGUAGUGUCGGCUCUCUCCCGUUUAAGUUCUUGGGGGUAAUGGUAGGAGAUAGCCCAAGGAAGAUUAAAAUGUGGAAGGAUGUGGUGCGGAGUGUGAAAAACAGGCUGGAUGUGUGGAGAGGGAGGGUCCCUAAAGCGGUAGUUAAAGUGCUAGUAACAAUUCAACGGAAUUUUUUGUGGAACGGUCUGGUUGAGAAGAAAGCCAUAUGCUGGGUGAAGUGGGAAGAUGUUUGCAGAGUUAAAGAAGAAGGGGGUCUAGGCAUCAGAGAUAUCGAGGGUAUGAAUGUUUCUCUUCUUAUGGUCAAAAACGGAACCAAAACGGCCUUUUGGUUUAGUAAGUGGAUAGGAAACCAAAGCCUUGCUGAAGCUUUCCGUGAGCUGUACGGCUUGGCUGCUAAUCAGUUUAUGACGAUGGCAGAAGCGGGGCGGUGGCAGGAUGAUGUCACGCUAGAGAAAGAAGGAGAAGACGAGUUCGAAUGGGAGGUUAAUGCGGCUCCCUCAAAGGUUCAAGUCCUAGCUUGGAGAAUGGUUUUGGAUAGGAUGCCGACGAGAUCGCAAUUGAAGAGGAGAGGCAUCCUCCAUGACGAAGCUGACUGUCGUUGUGUUUUCUGCUUAGAUCAUAUGGAGGAUUCUACUCAUCUUUUCGUGGAAUGCCCGGUGUUAGAGAAGAUUUGGGAAAAAGUGUGA
Messenger RNA from Vicia villosa (hairy vetch), 885 nucleotides. RefSeq lists its product as uncharacterized. The transcript has 5 exons. The record is from RefSeq and is a predicted model, not a curated record. NCBI's taxonomy places the organism in Eukaryota, Viridiplantae, Streptophyta, Magnoliopsida, Fabales, Fabaceae. The coding region runs from base 1 to 885 and encodes 294 amino acids.